Pongo pygmaeus (Bornean orangutan) is the source of this 1554-nucleotide messenger RNA. It is a transcript of the gene GIMD1, whose product is annotated as GIMAP family P-loop NTPase domain containing 1. The record is from RefSeq and is a predicted model, not a curated record. The transcript is spliced from 3 exons. Bases 37 to 759 code for a protein of 240 amino acids. NCBI's taxonomy places the organism in Eukaryota, Metazoa, Chordata, Mammalia, Primates, Hominidae. Gene Ontology annotation, molecular function: GTP binding.
GUGGUACAAUAACGCUAUCAGAAGGUGAAAGCUCAUAUGAAAGAACAACUGUGCCAGAGUGAGAGACGUCUUUAUGGAGAAAGCAUUUUCAAGACUGGAAAAGCCAUGACAGACCCCAACAAGAUGACCAUCAACUUGGCCCUCUUUGGCAUGACUCAGAGUGGAAAAAGUUCUGCUGGAAACAUUCUGCUGGGAAGCACAGACUUUCACAGCAGAUUUGCUCCCUGUUCUGUGACCACAUGUUGUAGCCUGGGCCGCAGUUGUCACCUCCACAGCUUCAUGCGUCGAGGUGGGCUAGAGGUAGCCCUGCAGGUCCAGGUGUUGGACACUCCAAGUUAUCCACACAGCAGGCUGAGCAAGAAGUAUGUGAAACAGGAAGUCAAAGAGGCUCUGGCACAUCAUUUCGGGCAAGGGGGUCUCCACCUUGCACUCCUGGUUCAGAGAGCAGAUGUGCCUUUCUGUGGGCAGGAAGUAACUGACCCAGUCCAGAUGAUCCAGGAACUUCUUGGACGUGCUUGGAUGAAUUACACAGCCAUUCUUUUUACCCAUGCAGAAAAAAUAGAAGAGGCUGGGCUUACUGAAGAUAAAUAUUUACAUGAGGCCUCUGAUACCCUGAUAACACUGCUAAAUUCUAUUCAGCACAAAUAUGUUUUCCAGUACAAAAAAGGAAAAUCACUCAAUGAACAAAGAAGGAAAAUCUUAGAAAGAAUCAUGGAAUUUAUAAAAGAGAAUUGUUACCAAGUUCUUACCUUUAAAUAAAAUUUAGGUGAAAGGAAAGGAGCAUUGGGUAUUGGAGUCAGAAACCUAGCUACAAAGAAUGCCUUUAUUGACAUGAAUGUGGACCAUAAGUAUUCUGAUAUGCUGCUGGUGAGAGUGUACCUUGAUAUAACCACUUUGGAAAACUAGAAGUUAAAAAGAACAUCAAUGAUUCAAGAUUUCUAAUGCAAAUCCCAUGACAUAGCAAUUACACUCCUAAGUGUAUAUCCAACAUAAAUGUGUACAUUUGUGUACUAGAAGACAUGUAUGCACAAUAAUGUUCAUGGAACUACUAUUCAAAAGCUAAACAUACAGACUAUUCAAAUGUCUAUUAAUAUUAGAAUGGUUAAGUAAAUUGUGGUAUGUUCCCACAGUGGGAUAUUAGAAUAAGUAAUUAGAAUUAGCAAGCUCAACUAUAUGUAACGAUACCAAUGAAUUGCCCAAACAUAAUGUUGAAAAAUAAGCCAGACUUUUAUAAAAGAGUACAUACUCCAUGAUUCCAUGUGCAGAAAGUUCAAAAACAGUAAAACAAAUGUAAUCUAAACUACUCUGAUGGUAGAAGUGCUGGAAAUUGGGAGAGUGGUUAACCUUGGGGAGGGGAUUGUGAGUGAAAGGUUACACUUGGUGUGGCUUCUGAGAUUCUGGUCAUGUUCUUUUGUUCUCUUGUUUUGGAGCCUGGUUUCACAGGAUUUGUUCACUUUGUGAAAAUGCAACAACAAACACUUGUGAUUUAUAAACUACUUGUAUAUGCUAUAUUUAAAUAAAAGUUAAAAAUAAUUAGUUAUUAUCCAUUAAAAA